UUUCCCCUAAAAAAGAAGCACCCCUCGUGCGCAAACGUCAAAAUCGAACAAAUAGAGUUUGGCCUGUGCAGUCGUCGUUCCAACGUUGCGACCGGACGUCAUAAUAAAGGAGGAAAUACCAGUGGAGAAAAUAAUAAUAGAAAUAAUUGAAGAUGUUUUGCUUUCCUGUUGGUGUUAAUUCGAUUUCCCUACGCCGAUUUCAUCCGCAAUUGGACAUUUGAAUUGCCAUUUUGUGAUAAUCAGGUUUAUGGUAAUUAGUGAAUUAAUUUGUGGACCGAUGAUUGUUAAAUCACGGGUGAGGUACACUCUGAGGGAAGUGAGGCGGCGAGACAGGCCGCCCUUUUAAAUUCCCGUGAGUAAUGAGCAUGACGCUUGAGGACCCAUUCUUUGUCGUCAAAGACGAGGUAUGCAAAGCACUGAACAAGACGCGAGGUUUGUACGGACGCUGGAGUGAUUCCCAAGUGAAUAUAUCAGCAUUGACACCGAUUGGAUUGGUACCUGGAGGACUUCCGGUGUCUAAAGAGGAACUUGAGUGGACCACGACUGAGCUGAGAAAUGCGUUACGAUCAAUCGAAUGGGACCUCGAGGACCUAGAGGACACUAUUUGUAUUGUAGAGAAGAAUCCUACAAAGUUUAAAAUCGACAACAAAGAACUUACUUAUCGCAGAGCGUUCAUUGAUCAGACUCGCGACGAGGUCAAGAUUAUGAAAGAUAAGAUGAAUCUGAGCCGAGGACGAGACCGGGACCGCACAGCUCGCGAGCCGUUGCUGGAUAACAGUCCAGCUCGACCUCCUGUCAAUCAUGGCACGACCAAAUACAGCAAACUGGAGAAUGAAGUUGACAGUCCCAGUAGACAAUUCCUCGAUGAGACGAUGCAGCAGCAGGGGAUCAUGAUGAGGCAACAGGAUGAUCAGUUAGAGAUGAUUGGAGAAAGUAUUGGUACCUUGAAGACUGUUUCACGACAAAUUAACUCGGAGCUCGAUGAACAAGCUGUAAUGCUCGAUGAUUUUGGAAAUGAACUCGAAGUGACGGACUCAAAGCUCGAUGUAACAAUGAAAAAAAUGGCUAAGGUCCUCCACAUGAGCAAUGGUAACUAUAGUAAUUACAUUCCAGCUCCUACCAAUUCCGUACCCAAUGUAUCUGUUUAUCCCCAAAAAACUUCUCCACUCUCCACCCUCUCAACAACAAUAACCAAUUGUUUCAUGUGCUCUGCCGACUAAAACACUUCCAUGUUAACCCACACAUUAUUAUUUAAACAACCCAAACGAUACUGGACAAAAAAAUGCCAAAGAAUGCAAUGCAAUUGUGCCACAGAUAAAUCUUCUAUCAGAAAAUAACUCAAGGGAAAUAUCCGAUACUCCACCUCCUUCGCUUUGUUAUUAACAAUUACUCAAAGAAGAUAUUAUAAUAUCAAUUAAUAUGAAGCAGGAAGAAGUCGUUAUUUUUCGGGUGAAAACUCAUAGACCGCCUAUUUAUCGAUUCACGUUUAUAGUUGAUAUUUGAAUGAGAAAAAAAAAACAUUUUGUAAGAUUUUAAUGGGAAACAAAACGAUUGAUUCAGUCAUAAUUUAAAAACUGGCUGAUAUAUUGAACCAAUGGAAAUGUUAUUGAUGGUUGUCGAUGAUUGUUUGGAACCUGAUUUAUCCUAGAUCAAACUGUCCUCCACAUGACUAGUCAAACUAGGUAUGGGCUUAAACGUUGAAUAUUAUAGAACUAAAGAUUAAGAUGAAUUCGUUGAUAGAGUGAUUCGUAUCAAAAUUUUAUGUCAAUUUUGUGAUUCUAAUGUGUAAUCUAUGAGGAAGUUUAGAUUGUUUAGACGAUAUUUAUUCGAGGGAACAGUUGUUGAUGUUUCGAUUGAAACUAAACAGAAUUAACGAAUGCAUGGUAACAAAGAGAAAAAAAAACCUAGAUAAAUAACUAUUAAAGAUAGAGCCAAAUGUAAGGCCAACAUAUGUACCUCAUGUAGAAGCAAAAUUAGAUGUUGUAUCUUUGUUUAGUUGAUUUUAAUCCACACAAAACAGAUUGGAUGAAGGAGAUCCAGACUAACUUGUUAUUCAAAUGUAGAACUCAAACCAAAAGAUAAAGAAAAUCAAUGAUUUGACAUGAAGUAUACAAUAAAUUAACUUGAGAGAAA
Fopius arisanus is the source of this 2133-nucleotide messenger RNA. It is a transcript of the gene Syx6, whose product is annotated as Syntaxin 6. Lineage: Eukaryota; Metazoa; Arthropoda; Insecta; Hymenoptera; Braconidae. Gene Ontology annotation, molecular function: SNAP receptor activity; SNARE binding. The transcript is spliced from 6 exons. Gene Ontology annotation, cellular component: endomembrane system; SNARE complex; synaptic vesicle membrane. Gene Ontology annotation, biological process: Golgi vesicle transport; vesicle fusion; retrograde transport, endosome to Golgi. The record is from RefSeq and is a predicted model, not a curated record. Bases 360 to 1220 code for a protein of 286 amino acids.